UUUGGGUCUUCAGCUAUUAUCUAUCCCUUAAAACUGCUGAGCCAAAGGUUGAAGCUAGUCUUCCCCCCUUCCCUUAUCCAAAUUUGAUUUACUCUUCAGCUCUCUUCUACACUACCCCAAAAACGUGUUUAACUUCAAAAGUGUAGGUAGAUGGCUUGUUCAUCUUCAACAGCAUGGAGCAUGGCAACUCUAAAAUCAGCCCUGCCUUUAGUUCCUUCUGUUCCUGUGUUGAACAAGUUGCCCAUUUCGGCUACCUGUAGUAAUUCUUCUUCCAAGACGCGUAGAAUGAGACUAUCAUUGCGCAAUUCUAAGCCUCUCCUACCACAAUACAGUGGCCUCAGUGCUCUUUGCCCUCUUGUCUCACCAGUUCCUUCUGGUUUAGAAAAUUCUGGCUUCGAUAGUCUUCUAAGAAUUGUUGAUAAUGGGGGUCGAAUCUAUGCUAUGAGGCACGGAAGGCGAGUGCCUAAACUCAGCAGACCCCCAGAUCAGCGACGUGCACUUCUCCGUGCACUGACAACUCAGCUUCUUAAGCAUGGACGUAUUAAGACUACAAGAGCCAGAGCAAGUGCUGUGAGAAAGUAUGUCGACAAAAUGAUUACCUUGGCUAAGGACGGCUCACUUCACAAAAGAAGGCAAGCACUUGGAUUUAUAUACGAGAAGCAGAUCGUACAUGCCUUAUUUGCCGAGGUGCCAGAUAGGUAUGGUGAUAGAAAUGGAGGAUACACUAGAAUCAUCAGGACUCUACCAAGGCGAGGGGACAAUGCCCCCAUGGCGUACAUUGAGCUUGUUUAGGUACUCAUAUAUAGUUUGUUAUCCUCUUAGUUGCGGUUUUGAUGUUGAAGAAUGCUUUUAGUCAUAAUCAUUGUCCUUUAGGUGGGGUUGGUGUUAUGGGUUAUACUUAUUCCGUGAUUUCAGUCAAAUGAUUGGUCACUUGAUUUUUCCGUUUAUUACCUUUAAGUUUGUAGCAUGAGACAUCUUUGAUUUUAAUGUAUGUUAAAAUUUAAUACAAUUGCAUAUGUUCGGUUUUCGGGAUUUCAGCAUA
Molecule: messenger RNA, 1042 nt
Organism: Amaranthus tricolor (Joseph's coat)
Lineage: Eukaryota; Viridiplantae; Streptophyta; Magnoliopsida; Caryophyllales; Amaranthaceae
Product: 50S ribosomal protein L17, chloroplastic
Exons: 3
Coding region: 151-792 (213 amino acids)
Biological process (GO): translation
Cellular component (GO): ribosome; cytosolic large ribosomal subunit
Molecular function (GO): structural constituent of ribosome
Source: RefSeq, a predicted model, not a curated record